AUGGAAAAUUCUCCGCUUCCAACUGUAAAAGGCCAAAUAUUUGAGUUAGGGCCAAGGUUUGAUGACAUACAGUAUGUUGGUGAAGGGGCAUAUGGAAUUGUGGUAUCUGCGUUCGAUCGAGUACGGAAUGAGAAAGUUGCUAUAAAGAAAGUUUCCCCAUUUGAACAUCAGACCUACUGUCAGAGAACAUACAGAGAGAUUUGGAUUUUGAGUAGAAUGGAUCACGAAAACAUAGUUAAGAUUCAUGACCUCAUAACACCAAGCACUUUCGAAGAAAUGAAAGAUGUUUAUAUUGUAGAAUGUUACAUGGAAACUGAUCUUUGCCGUUUAUUGAAAACUCAGAAGCUUAGCAAUGAUCAUAUUUGUUAUUUCCUUUAUCAAAUGCUAAGAGGUCUCAAAUAUAUACAUUCUGCAAAUGUCCUUCACAGAGAUCUGAAGCCAUGCAAUAUUUUAUUGAAUGCAGCAUGUGAUUUAAGAAUAUGCGAUUUUGGAUUGGCGCGUAUAGCAGACCCAGGAUCAGAACAGUCUGGCACACUGACAGAAUAUGUGGCUACACGUUGGUAUCGUGCACCAGAGAUAAUGUUAACCUCAAAGUUAUAUACAAAAGCAAUUGAUAUCUGGUCAAUUGGUUGUAUUAUGGCUGAAAUGCUUAGCAAUCGUGUUCUAUUCCCUGGAAAACAUUAUAUUGAUCAAUUGAAUUUAAUACUACAAGUAUUAGGUUCACCAACAAAAGAAGACUUUGAGACUAUUGUAAACCUUAAAGCUCGUGCCUAUUUAGAAUCAUUGCCUCAUCGGGCAAAAGUCCCUUGGAAACAACUCUAUCCAUAUGCUAGUGAAUCAGCCUUAGAUUUAUUGGACAGGUUAUUAUGCUUUGUUCCUUCACGUCGAAUAACCGUUGAAGAUGCAUUAGCACAUCCUUACCUUGAACAAUACUAUGAUCCAACGGAUGAA
This is a messenger RNA of Trichobilharzia regenti, 951 nucleotides long. NCBI's taxonomy places the organism in Eukaryota, Metazoa, Platyhelminthes, Trematoda, Strigeidida, Schistosomatidae. The record is from the annotation of a GenBank genome assembly.